AUGACUGAUUUGUGCGAACAGCCGCUUGGGCUACUAUGCGAGGUGGUUCGACGCGAAUUGGUUCACCUACUCGAAUCACUGCCAGGAAUAAAGGACUUAGUCGUCGACGCCACUUUGCUGCGUCCGCUUGAUCGUAUCGCAUCGAUGAGUCUACUGCAGAAGCAUGGCUGUCAGCGAGUUAUUCCGCUUCGGCUCAACUCACCCUCCGCCAUCCCGUGGCAUCCCAAUGUGACGCGUCGUGUGUAUUUACUUCGUAGUUCUUUGGACAUUGCUCGAUUGCUGGCUGAGCAUGUACGCGCGUCCCCUGAUAAGCAAAUCGCCGCCAUCUGGGUGGAUCGACGUUUGGUCGUUUGUGAACGUGAACUUGAACGACAAGGUGUUUACGGUCAGAUCGAGUCAUUUGAGCUGAGUAUCUCUUUCAUCUCUCUGGAAAAUGAUCUUUUCUCUAUGGAAAUGCCUAUUACCACGGCCCACAAGGACUUGCUAGCAUCGGCUAAUGCGCUAUUUCAACUCCAAUCUCUCUACGGUCUCAUACCGACGGUCUACGCGUUCGGGAGAUGCAAGACAGAGAGCUGUGAAACUGAAUAA
Molecule: messenger RNA, 588 nt
Organism: Ostertagia ostertagi
Lineage: Eukaryota; Metazoa; Nematoda; Chromadorea; Rhabditida; Trichostrongylidae
Source: the annotation of a GenBank genome assembly